Talaromyces rugulosus is the source of this 489-nucleotide messenger RNA. RefSeq lists its product as uncharacterized. NCBI's taxonomy places the organism in Eukaryota, Fungi, Ascomycota, Eurotiomycetes, Eurotiales, Trichocomaceae. The transcript has 3 exons. Gene Ontology annotation, cellular component: cytoplasm; nucleus. The record is from RefSeq and is a predicted model, not a curated record. Gene Ontology annotation, molecular function: protein histidine kinase binding; histidine phosphotransfer kinase activity. Bases 1 to 489 code for a protein of 162 amino acids. Gene Ontology annotation, biological process: phosphorelay signal transduction system; phosphorylation.
AUGGCGCCCGCACAUGAAACGUCCCAGGAUGACAAUUUUGCGGAGCUCCAGGAGCACGCAGACCUGAUCGACAGUGAUACAUUCGAACAGAUCCUGGAGAUGGACGAUGACGAAGAUGACCGGGAAUUUAGCCAAGGAAUUGUGUACGGAUUCUUCGAACAGGCAGAAUCAACGUUUGAAAAUAUGGACAAGGCACUGAACGACAAAAAUUGGGAUAGCCUGUCCUCAUUAGGACACUUCCUCAAGGGCUCAUCCGCUACCCUCGGCUUGAUCAAGGUCAGGGACGCGUGCGAGAAGAUCCAACACUGCAAGGAGGAACUACCCGACGACCAGGCCGACAAGGACAAGGCUAUUGAUGGCAUUAAAAAGACACUCAAAGAAGUCAAAAGCGACUACGAAGAGGUUGCCAAGAUUCUGAAGCGAUUUUUUGGAGAAUCCCCUGAAUCUGAAAAAGACGAGAAAGCACCGGAGAGCCCAGAAUCCGACUAA